This is a messenger RNA of Syzygium oleosum, 3144 nucleotides long. RefSeq names its product mannosyl-oligosaccharide glucosidase GCS1. The coding region runs from base 231 to 2786 and encodes 851 amino acids. Gene Ontology annotation, molecular function: Glc3Man9GlcNAc2 oligosaccharide glucosidase activity. The record is from RefSeq and is a predicted model, not a curated record. Gene Ontology annotation, biological process: protein N-linked glycosylation; oligosaccharide metabolic process. Gene Ontology annotation, cellular component: endoplasmic reticulum membrane. NCBI's taxonomy places the organism in Eukaryota, Viridiplantae, Streptophyta, Magnoliopsida, Myrtales, Myrtaceae. The transcript is spliced from 22 exons.
CUCUAUCUCUCAGUGGAGUUCGAAGUUCUGGUUCCAGUUCCAGAAUGGCAAGCCAGUCUCAUAUUGACUUGACCGAGGCCGAAGCUCACGAAACAAACCUCUAAAUCCAUCACGCAUCGUCAUCUCUCGCUCCGCUACAAGUCUCCAUCGAGCCUCGAUCGCUCAAUGGCUCGCUCUCAUUGAUCAAUCUUGCAGGCAAUCUGUGGAUCGGCAGCUCCGUCAAUUCAAUCAUGACCGGAGGUGGACGAAGCACUGCCCGGAGCAGGACCAAGUCCGGAGCUGAUUCCGGCGACGGCGAUCCUUCGCAGAGCGAGAGGCCUCACCCGAGGCGCCCCAGGGAGAGAAGGAAAAGCGACGGUUUCAUCAGAAUCCUCAACGUCAACCUCAAGUACGUGCUCGGCGUCAGCGCCGUCGCGUUUCUGCUUAUAUUUUUCAUGGUCAACCACCUGGUUAAGCCGGCCCACGAGGCGAAGCUGCCGAGGGUCGUGACGCCGUUCCCAGCUCCGAAGAUCAUGGACCUUCCGCAGUUUCAAGGGGAGCACAGAGAGAGCUUGUACUGGGGCACAUACAGGCCUCAUAUUUAUCUAGGAAUUCGAGCGAGAGCGCCACGUUCUCUGCUAGCUGGCUUAAUGUGGAUUGGUGUAAACGAUGGAAGGUACUCCCUACGCCAUGUCUGCCAAGAUAGUGAUGGACUGAGCUCUUACGGAUGGACCAGCCAUAAUGGCCGUGAUUUUGGGCAUCAGGUCUUGGUCGAUCAUGGUAUGGUAUUGGCAACGAGUUUCUUGAAAUCCAAGGAAGUUGGAAGUGGUUAUGGGGGAGACUGGGCAGUGCGAAUUGAGGUGCAAAGCCCAAAAUCUACUCCAGGUGAAGAAAUUUGGAAAAGUUCGCAUCUCUUUUUCUAUUUGGCAGAUGAAGAUGGAAAUACUCUGGAUAUGAGCACAGAUGCCUUGAAAAAUCGUGAUCACACUCUCUUGGCAUCAGGUACAAGGUCGGAGAUUGAAGAUUGGCAGCUGCAUUUGAAAUCAAUGGAUGAAGUUGAAAUGCAUUAUUUGGGUUUUAGGACACCUCAUAUGCAUAAUUUAUCUGAUCUUGUCCAAGAAAAUCUUGGGGAACAAGCAAGAAAAUAUGGAAGACUGCAAUUGUCUGACUCAAUCCAUCAUUCUUCAAAUGUCUUAGUUUUCCAGAUUUCUGCCAGGAAUCCUGUUAAAAUGGAUAUUGCUUUUGUAUCUGGAGUUGGUUCUGAAAGGUCAAGGGUUGAAGAACGUGUCAGCAGUCUUACAGGUGAAUCAUUGACGAGCCGCUUGGAUGAAAAGCAAAGAGAGUUCAACAACAAAUUUGAGAAGACCUUUAACCUGGCUGACAAGCUAGAUAAGGAAUCCAUGAUAGUUGGAAAGGCUGCUAUUGGCAACAUGUUGGGAGGCAUUGGCUACUUCUAUGGCCAGUCCAAAAUCUCUGUCCCUACAGCUGCUAAUCUUCAAAGAAAUGAUUAUCUCUCCUAUUGGCCAGCUGAGCUUUACUCUGCUGUCCCGAGCCGCCCAUUCUUUCCUAGGGGCUUUUUGUGGGAUGAAGGUUUCCAUCAGCUGCUGAUCUGGCGUUGGGACAUUCGGAUUUGUUUGGAUAUUCUUGGCCACUGGUUGGACUUAAUGAACAUUGAUGGCUGGAUUCCCCGUGAACAGAUAUUGGGAGCUGAAGCUCUUAGCAAAGUCCCUGAGGAAUUUGUUCCACAGCAUCCAAGUAAUGGGAAUCCACCAACAUUGUUUCUGGUUUUACAUGAUUUAAUUGAUGGCAUGAAAGCGAAAAAGUUCAAUGCUGCUGAAAGCAACGAGAUCUCUUCCUUCCUAGAAUCUGCAUCUGGUCGUCUUGAUGCCUGGUUUCAAUGGUUCAAUACAACUCAGUCAGGGAAGGAGAAGGGAAGCUAUUAUUGGCAUGGGCGGGAUAGCACGACCCUCCGUGAGCUCAAUCCAAAGGCACUGUUCUCAGGAUUCGAUGACUAUCCACGAGCCUCACAUCCUAGCGAAGAUGAACGGCACUUAGAUCUUAGGUGCUGGAUACUUCUUGCUGCUGAUUGCAUGCAUUCAAUUGGAAAUCUUUUGGGAAAGGAAGACAAAACUACAAAGGAUUACAGUGCAACAGCUAAGCUACUUGCAGAUUUUGACUAUCUUAAUCAGAUGCACUUUGAUGCCGCAGAUGGAGCUUACUAUGACUUUGGGAAUCAUACGGAAAAGGUACGUUUGAGGUGGAAAGAAGUAUUGGUUGGAAGCAAUCAUGCAACUCGAGAGCUUAUCCGAGAAGUAUUGGAAAGACCAAAGCUGAGACUGGUUCCUCAUGUUGGUUAUGUCAGCCUUUUCCCAUUCAUAAGGAGGAUGAUCCCAACUGACUCGUGGAUUUUGGAAAAGCAGCUUGAUCUUAUCUCUAACAAGAGCGUCUUAUGGACAGACUAUGGACUUCGGUCUCUUGCCAGAACGAGUACCUUGUACAUGAAGCGCAAUACAGAGCAUGACCCUCCAUAUUGGAGGGGUCCAAUAUGGAUGAACAUGAAUUACUUAAUUCUUUCUGCACUUCACCACUACUCAACUGAGGAUGGACCAUACAGAGACAGAGCUAAAGUCAUUUACGACGAGUUGAGGGGCAACUUGAUUAGAAACAUAGUCCGCAACUACCACCAAACUGGGUUUCUAUGGGAACACUAUGAUCAAACGAAGGGUAAUGGAAAAGGUUGUCGCCCAUUCACUGGUUGGACAGCGCUCGUACUGCUGAUCAUGUCGGAAACUUACAACCUAAGUUAAAGUACCGUUGCUACAGCCUUCACCACCACAAAAUAACAACCCGGAUGAGCUUCCCAAUUCUUCGAUGACGUUUUGAAGGUUAGAGGAAAUUUACUGAUGUGCUGAUACACGGUUGCAUGGCCAGUGAUGAUUAUGGGAAUGAGAGAGGAAACGCCGAAGAAUGGUGUCAGAUACCCGUCCUAAGGAGACGUUAUGAGAUUAUAUGUGGUCUUAUUGGGAAUAUCAUCCUGCAAAUGAUCAGAUACCGCAUAAGCAGCAGAGAAUUUACAGUUAAAUUAAUGUUUUUGUAGGCUGAAUGCUUGCUUAUUCUGGUGAUUUCUUACAAGAAAUCCAAAGCUCAUUGCAGUUGAUUUAGCUA